UGGGGACAAGCCCUCUGGGAGAUACUUCCAUCCUUCCUGAUCCUUCCACCCAACCCCCAGCCGGUGCCCUUCCUGCCCAGAGAUGCCAGGAAAAUCUAGGUCUGGGAAGGGCUGCCUGGCCAGCCCUCCUCGGCAGCAGGACCUAGGCUGGUGUGUACCGGAGACACCCAGCAGUGCCAUCUGCCUCCCGUGCCAAGGGGUACCCCAACAUGCUCUGCCCGGGCUAAUGGCCUGGAAAUGGCCCAACAGGAAGCUGUGACUGGAGCCAAUGUGGAGAUGAGAUGCCAGGGCUCGUUGCCCCCACAUGUGGUCUUAUCACCAGGACCGGAGCAGUGCUGGUGCCGGCGACCGAGGCGAGGGCAGUGACGCACGGGCCGGAUCGGCUGCGGGACUCGGACAGCGAGCCCAGGUGCGCCACAGACCACAACGUGGACAAUACCACCGAGAUGCUGCAGGAGUGGCUGGCGGCUGUGGGGGGUGACUAUGCUGCUGUGCUGUGGAGGCCGCAGGAGAAGGCCAGGGCCUACCCACAUGAGGAAGGUCCCAAGCACUGGACCAAGGAAAGGCACCAGUUUUUGAUGGAGUUGAAGCAGGAAGCGCUGACCUUUGCCAGGGCCUGGGGAGCUGACUACAUCCUGUUUGCAGACACAGACAACAUUCUGACCAACAACCAGACACUGCGGCUUCUGACUAAGCAGGGGCUACCCGUGGUGGCCCCAAUGCUGGACUCCCAGACCUACUACUCCAACUUCUGGUGUGGAAUCACCCCACAGGGCUACUACCGCCGAACAACGGAGUACUUCCCCACCAAGAACCGCCAGCGCCGAGGCUGCUUCCGCGUCCCCAUGGUCCACUCUACCUUCCUGGUGUCUUUGCGGGCUGAGGGGACAGCCCAGCUCGCCUUCUACCCACCUCAUCCCAACUACACCUGGCCCUUUGAUGACAUCAUUGUCUUCGCCCAUGCCUGUCAAGCUGCCGGGGUCUCCGUGUAUGUGUGCAACGAGCACCGUUACGGCUACAUGAACGUGGCAGUGAAACCCCACCAGGGACUGGAGGACGAGAAGAUCAACUUCAUCCACCUAAUCCUGGAAGCACUAGUGGAUGGGCCCCCCAUGCAGGCCUCUGCUCACGUGUCACGGCCCCCAAAGAAGCCCAGUAAGAUGGGGUUUGAUGAGGUCUUUGUCAUCAGCCUGGCCCGCAGGCCCCAGCGCAGGGAGCGCAUGUUGAGUUCACUUUGGGAAAUGGAGAUCUCCUGCCGGGUAGUGGAUGCUGUGGAUGGCAGAGCACUCAACAGCAGUACCCUCAGGAGUCUUGGCGUAGAUCUGCUCCCUGGCUACCAGGACCCCUACUCAGGCCGCACGCUGACCAAGGGUGAGGUGGGCUGCUUCCUCAGCCACUACUUCAUCUGGGAAGAGGUCGUUGCCAGGAACCUGGCCCAGGUUGUGGUUUUUGAGGACGAUGUACGCUUUGAGAGCAACUUCCAGAGGCGACUGGAGCGGCUGAUGGAGGAUAUCUCGGCACGAGAGCUGUCAUGGGACCUGAUAUACCUUGGCCGGAAGCAGGUGAACACUGAGGAAGAAGUGGCUGUGGAGGGAUUGCCGAGCCUGGUGGUAGCUGGGUACUCCUACUGGACAUUGGCGUAUGUCCUGAGCCUGGCAGGUGCCCGCAAACUGCUGGCUUCCCAGCCUCUGCGUCGCAUGCUGCCUGUGGAUGAGUUCCUGCCCAUCAUGUUUGACCAGCACCCCAACGAGGAAUACAAGGCACACUUCUGGCCACGGGACCUUCAGGCCUUCUCAGUCCGGCCCCUGCUCGCUGCUCCUACCCACUAUGCAGGGGAUGAUGAGUGGCUCAGUGACACAGAGACAUCCUCUCCCUGGGACGACGACAGCGGCCGCCUCAUCAGCUGGACUGGCUCUCAAAAGACCCUCCGUGACCCCCGCCUGGAUCUGGCUGGCAGCCAUGGACAUAGCCUCCAUCCUCACCCCCGGGAUGAGCUCUAGGUCCAAAUGGGUACUCCAAAGGAAUGACAGGAGCAGAGCAGGAGACAGCUGACAGGAACCACAGAACCUGGCUGUCUCCUUGGGCUCAGCCACUCCACCUUCUGGACCUGUCCCAGGUCAGAAGAACCACUCAGACAUGAAUGUCACAUAGUAAAAGGACAGAACUUUCAGGCUCCUGAGCCUGUGGACAAUUUGGAGCCCAGGAAGAAGACAAGAGGCCCUCCCUCAGCCUUAAGUUUCAAUCUGGGCAUAUGUCUGAGUCCUGCCCUCCCUGAGGACUCAGCUGCUGGGGCCUCUCUGCCUCCAUCUACCUCCACCUUGGCCUCCUUUGAGCCUCACGAGCACCCACUUUCCUGACUGGUGGAACAUGCAGGGAGGUAGGAGGCGGCCCCUGCAUACCUUGUGUCUAGCAUACCACCAGCUCAUAAUAAAAGCCCACUGCAUUUGCACUUUAAAA
Molecule: messenger RNA, 2457 nt
Organism: Jaculus jaculus (lesser Egyptian jerboa)
Lineage: Eukaryota; Metazoa; Chordata; Mammalia; Rodentia; Dipodidae
Gene: Cercam
Product: cerebral endothelial cell adhesion molecule
Exons: 15
Coding region: 282-2000 (572 amino acids)
Source: RefSeq, a predicted model, not a curated record